AUUGCUCCGAGAAUUCCAGAACAGGUCUUCGUUCAAAAAGACAAGAAAGGGAGAUACAAAAUAUCACAGGAUUUCUGGAAUGCCUUGAGAGAAUUGAUUAGAGAAGACGAUAUUAUUCUUACUCUAGAACAGGCCAAAAAGGAAGCGCCGGGAAUUUCGGAUGCUCAUUGGCUCGCUAUCAAAAACCGGUUGACAGGGAGUAACUUGCUGAAACCCCCACAAUCUACAAACGCUACGGGCUACACAGAUUUGGCGGGUUCCAAACAGUAUUGCGAGGAGUGUUGGGGUAACUGGAUAAGUAAAAACCAACAGGCGUUAAAGAGGGCGGUAUCUGGAGUUGCCAUCACUAAAGAGGAAUUUAUGGUUCUAUUCAAGAAAGAAAUGCAAUCUUAUGCACAAGAUAUCAGCAAUUCUCUCACGAGUGUGAACGAGCAGAUCCAGCAACUCCGGGAAGAUAUAGUGAAACUUAAGAAGGCAGCCCACGAGUCUCCCAAUAUAACAAAAGGAGAAAUCAAAAAGAUCUGCGAUGCCGCUAUCCAGAAAGCUAUCCUGGAAAUUAAGCUUAAGGUCAUACUUGAUGGCCAAGUACGUGGGUACGCGAACGACUUAUUCGCCAACCAGGUCAACUUCUUCGGUAUCGGCUCUGGCGCAGUCAUUGACCCAACAUACAGCUCAAAGCCGUGGCAGAUACCGAAAUGCUACUACAAACCCAGAUCCAAGCAAUGGUACCAGCGCGACGGUUGGACAACACAACCUGUUCUGCAAGCCCUGUCGCCCUGGUCCGAAGAAGGCGAAUGUUUCUGUGCCGGACCCAAAACUUGGGGAUUGAGGGAAGAGACAGUCUCUGUCCAGGUAAUGUUGAGCCGCGAAGUCAUCCCACAGAACCUAGUCGUGGAACACAUCCUACCCGGCUCAACUCUAGACCCGGGCGCUAUGCCUAAACACAUCGAGAUGUGGGCUGCCAUCGAAGAAAUGACGCUGCGCGACGAGGUGCGUGUCUUCUCGGAAACCAACUUCCCGCCGACAGGGCCGGAGAAGACGCUCAACGAGGCGUACGUCAAGAUCGGGCAUUUCAAGUACGAGGACAAGAACACGGGCGACGGCAUCCAGAUCUUCAAGCUCAGCGACGAACUGUCCCAGAUGCGCGCGCACACGAGCAGCGUCGUGGUCAGAGCUAUCAGCAACUAUGGCGCUGACCACACCUGCUUCUACCGCCUGAGGUUAUACGGCGAGGUCGUGGAGACAGAGCCGUGGAAGGAGUGGGGUGGUCGGGAGUAAAGAAGCUGGGAGAAGUAAUGAAAGCAUGCAGGCAACCGAGACAUAAGCCACAUCGCCCAAAAUGGGCUUCCGGCAAUACAGUGUGCAUUGCAAAAUGACGUCAACGAUAACACGUUCGUACGUUCAUACAUGGCGGGUGAGACUACUACAUAGCAUAAUCAGGGCACAGGCACAAAGACAGACAGACAGGCAGAUAAUCGAACGGGUGAAUAAGUUAGUUGGACUACAUGGGUCACAGUGGUAGUCGCAGCUAACUAGCUGGGGAUCGGUGAAGCAAGCUUCGGGAGUUAUGGUAUCGUUCGGUUCUGUGUGGUGUCUUUGGUGUUUGCGGAGUUGGAGGGGUGAACGUAUUGAUUGAACUUGGUAGCUGGCUGGCGGGCGGGUGGAUGAUACCAAAUACUUGAGGGUACAGUCUUGCCUAGUUAGAGCUGAAUUGCAUCAUGCCGUACUUUUUUUUCUUCGUUGA
Molecule: messenger RNA, 1744 nt
Organism: Annulohypoxylon maeteangense
Lineage: Eukaryota; Fungi; Ascomycota; Sordariomycetes; Xylariales; Hypoxylaceae
Exons: 1
Coding region: 361-1278 (305 amino acids)
Biological process (GO): nuclear envelope organization
Cellular component (GO): nuclear envelope; meiotic nuclear membrane microtubule tethering complex
Molecular function (GO): protein-membrane adaptor activity
Source: RefSeq, a predicted model, not a curated record